AUGGGGCAAAUUGAUACCAAACAUAUGGGGCAAAUUGGUACCAAACGUUUAGGUCAAAUUGGAAUUUCCGGAACGUACACAAGAUCAUCGGGACAUUCACGAAGAAGAGUUGUGCAUCCGACAAGAGCCGAGGGGUCAAAUUUUAUGCGGAGGAGUAAUGUAUUCUCCUGCCCGAAUCAAGGGUGUCACAGUACAUUUGUUUGGAAACGAAAUCUAUUGAGUCAUCUUCGAUAUCAAUGUGGCAAAGCACCAAAAUUCAAAUGCCCCUAUUGCGACUAUAAAUGCAAAGUUAGGGCCGAUGCCUUUUAUCGAGGUCUGCAAAAACAAUUGGCCAGUAGAAACGAAACUUAUCAUAUUACGACUGGAAAAUUUCACUGUCCCACGUGUAAUAGAGGCUACGGAAGAUGGGACAACAUGUUACAACAUUUCAGGGACGAAUGUAACAAGAAUCCUAGCUAUAAAUGCCCUUACUGUGAUCAAGUUAAAUUAUUCCGGCUCUAUAAUUCAGGAGAAGAUGAGAUUAAUCAAGUUCCAUGUGAAGGUCGACAUUUAUGUCCUACUUGUGGUCGUAGCUAUAAAAAUCGCAAGCACAUGCUUUGCCACUAUCGAAACGAGUGCUCGAUAACAAAACGAUUCUCCUGUCCCUAUUGCAAUAAACGCUAUACCCAACGUGCCAAAGUUUGGAGGCAUAUUCUUCCAGCCCAUCCUAACAAAGAAUUAUUUUUGGCGAGAAGAAUUUUAAGACAAAGAAGUGUACAAACGUACAAUGAAGAAGUUCGUGACAAAGAAGAUGAAGAUUAUAACGAUGAUGAAUUUUAUUACAAACAACCGACACUUGGCAGAGGGGGGAAAAAAUAUCAGUGCCAUAGGUGUCUUAAACGAUAUAAAGCGAAAACGUCGUUAAUUACACAUGUCAGCUAUCAAUGUGGACAGAUACCACGUUUUUCUUGUCCAUAUUGCGGAAAGGGGAAUCAUCAAAAAAUUUUGGUUCUCAAGCAUGUGCAGAAACAUCAUCCAAAGCAACCCGAGGCUGUCAUUGACAAUACUGACUGUGAUCUAAUGAAUCACUUGAAAUAUUUCGGCGAAACUGGAUUUUUGCCAAUGUGA
Leptopilina heterotoma is the source of this 1107-nucleotide messenger RNA. RefSeq names its product zinc finger protein Xfin-like. The record is from RefSeq and is a predicted model, not a curated record. The transcript has 5 exons. Gene Ontology annotation, biological process: regulation of DNA-templated transcription. NCBI's taxonomy places the organism in Eukaryota, Metazoa, Arthropoda, Insecta, Hymenoptera, Figitidae. Gene Ontology annotation, molecular function: RNA polymerase II cis-regulatory region sequence-specific DNA binding; DNA-binding transcription factor activity, RNA polymerase II-specific. The coding region runs from base 1 to 1107 and encodes 368 amino acids.